Molecule: messenger RNA, 1396 nt
Organism: Sinocyclocheilus grahami
Lineage: Eukaryota; Metazoa; Chordata; Actinopteri; Cypriniformes; Cyprinidae
Product: ephrin-B3-like
Exons: 3
Coding region: 887-1396 (169 amino acids)
Biological process (GO): ephrin receptor signaling pathway; axon guidance
Cellular component (GO): plasma membrane
Molecular function (GO): ephrin receptor binding
Source: RefSeq, a predicted model, not a curated record
AGUCAAAGCGCCAGACUUUGCAGAGCAGCAGAGAAACGGAGAGAGCGCGCGGCACGCGUUGUAUCCAUGGACUACAGGAAUAUCUCGUUUCUUGUCCCCAACAUUUCUGCUUUUGUUGCAGUAGACGUUUACCGAUUACUGCUACUUACCUCCUUUCAAUGCCCUAAACGGGUUUUGUUUCUUGUCGGACUGUAACGUAAUUCAUUGGGUAAGUAAGUGCUGGGGGACAUCCUCACUGUUGUUUCAGGACUGGGACAUCAUAUUUGCGUGAAUAUUUUGGAUAUUAGAUGAGCGAAAAGUUCUGGACCUCUCAUUUUGGACACCAGAGGCGUGUUCUUCACCAGCGUGAAAGUACGACACAACUUAAACACUUUUGUCCACCGAAAAAUUGAAUUAUUUCUACCGGGUGGAUGUUAAUUUUAUCAACGGGAGCAAAAAUACAACUCCCAAGUCCUUGACAGAAAUGCUAAUGCUGCGGCUGAUGGAGAAACAUUUCUAAAAAAUCACCCGCAGUGGACCUGGCGCCUCGCAUCAGUCUGCGUGCGCUUCAAAACGUUUAACUUCACCCCAUGUACAAUCAUAAUAUUGUUUGAAAUUCAUCCCAAAUCAGAUUCAUACAUUGACCAUAUGGCUUUGCCUUCUCAAAUUUGACAAUUACUUGGGACUUUCAGUUGAGGUCAUUGACUCCUUUGAAUGGAACAAAGGAGGUUGAUGUUUCUGAAUCUGCUUUCUUUUACAAACAUUCAGAGAUUUGUUCUCAGAGUCUUUCAGAUGUGGAUGUUGCGGUUACACCAUCUCCUCAAGCGCAGAGGGAUCUAGUGAAGUUCAACCCUCCACCAGUCUUUUGUCUCUAUUAGGUCCCAUUCAUUUGUCUUGUAGGGGGAUCAUGGAAGUCCAGACAAGGGGAACCUGGAUGGCCAUGGCGGUCUCAGACUGGGUCAGUGGAUUGGGAAUUCUCUUAAUCUUCCUGAUGGAGAGUUUAGCAGUGGAUGCGACCAACAUGGAGCCAGUCUACUGGAACUCUUUGAACAGAAGGUUUGGAGAUGAGAGGGGCUACAUACUCUACCCUCAAAUAGGGGAUCGUUUGGACCUCGUUUGUCCUGCCACGAGUCCAUCAGGGCCGAACUCUCCUCCUGAGUAUGAGUAUUAUAAACUGUACCUGGUGUCCUCACGAGAGCAGGCCGACAGGUGUGAGGUGAUGGGCGCCCCGAACCUGUUGCUCACCUGUGACAAACCCAACAGCGAUAUGAGGUUUACCAUCAAGUUCCAGGAGUAUUCGCCCAACCUGUGGGGUCACGAAUUCAAGAACUUACGAGACUAUUACAUCAUAGGCCUGCCCUGGCACAGCUGCAGGAUAAUGAGGUCAUGGAAGGCCCUCUUGCCAGCAGGAACUUGA